AUCUACGGCUCACUUCCUUUUCCUGACGCAAGUGCCCGGCAAGGCUGCUGCACGCCUUGUUUUAUUUGUGGCCGUUCUACAGCAAAACUGGAUUUUAUAACGAGUCAAAGUAGACAGACACACCGUAGUACACAUUUCACAAGGACGCAGAUUGACAGCAUCCUUCAGCAAUGUCUCGUUUCUUUGCCACCGGGUCUGACAGCGAGUCAGAGGAGUCCUCGUCCGCCGAUGAGAUCACCCCUAAAGCACCCGGGACGACUUUCAAGCAGUCGCUGCUGAUUAGUGACGAUGAGGAGGACACGAAGAGAAUUGUGCGGAGCGCCAAAGACAAAAGGUUUGAGGAGUUGACCAACCUUAUCAAGACUAUCCGCAAUGCAAUGAAGAUUCGUGAUAUGGCAAAAUGUCUGGAAGAAUUUGAGCAGUUAUGUCGAGCUUUCCUCAAAAGCAAGACUAUAGUGGACAAAGAGGGGGUUCCCCCUUUCUAUAUUCGUCUUCUGGCCGACUUGGAAGACUAUCUGAACCAGCUAUGGGAGGAUAAAGAGGGCAAGAAGAAGAUGAACAAAAACAACGCCAAAGCCCUUAGUACACUGCGUCAGAAGAUCCGCAAGUACAACAGAGACUACGAAACUGAAAUAGCUUCAUACAAAGAGAACCCACAGGAGUCUGCAGAUGAAGAGGAGGAGAAGGAGGCUGGGGAUUCUGGCUCUUCCUCUGACAGCGAUGGAGAGGGAGAGGAUGGAGUCUCAGCCAAGGCCUUUUUAAAGAAAAAGCCUGAGCCUACCCCGGACGCCAGCAAGUUCCUCAAGUCUGCAAAGGGAUCCGGGGAUGAGUCCUCCUCUAGUGACGAUGACGAAAAUGAAGACUGGGGCUCAGACACUGUCGACAGCGGGAGCGAGAGCUCGGAUGACGGGGAUGAGAAGAGCUCCUCCCUGGCCUUGGUCUUCCUCAAGAAGACUCAGGACUCUGAUAAGAGCGAGAAGAGGCUGGCGAAGCGAAAGAAGCCCAAGAAGAAAGAGCGGCUGGAGGAAGAGGGCGAGGAGGAGGGAGGAGAGGAGGUGGAGGGAGGCUGGGAGAAGGUGAAAGGAGGCGCUCCUAUGGUCAAGGAAAAGCCUAAGAUGUUCGCCAAAGGCACAGAGAUCAACAUUCCUGUUGUAGUGAAGAAGCUGAACGAGAUCCUGCAAGCAAGAGGCAAAAAGGGCACAGACAGAGCCGCUCAGAUUGAGCUGCUCCACGCUCUGGCAGCCAUCGCCCUCGAGAAUAACCUCGGUCAAGGUAUCAUGGUCAAGAUCAAGUUUAACAUCGUCGCCUCCUUGUACGACUACAACCCCAACCUGGCGGCGUUCAUGAAGCCCGACAUGUGGAAGAAGUGUCUGGACUGCAUCGACGAGCUGCUCGACAUCCUCUUCGAACACAACAACAUCUUCAUCGGGGAAAACAUCGCAGAGGACAGUGAGAAUCUGGCAGUCUCCGACCAGCCAUUCAGGGUUCGUGGAUGUAUCUUAACAUUGGUAGAAAGGAUGGAUGAAGAGUUUACCAAGAUCAUGCAGAACACCGAUCCCCACUCGCAAGAAUAUGUGGACAAUCUGAAAGACGAGGGACAUGUUUGUGGCAUCAUCGACCGGCUGCUCAACUACAUGGAGAACAAGGGCAGCACAGAGGAGAUAUGCCGCAUCUACCUGCGCAGAAUCAUGCACACCUACUACAAGUUUGACUACAAGGCCCACCGGCGCAGCCUGGGGCUCCAGGGAGAGACCAAGUCCGAGCAGGACCAGGAGGAGAGUGAGGGGGAGGACAGCGCCGUCAUCAUGGACCGCCUCUGCAAGUUCAUCUACGCCAAGGAUCGCACUGACCGCAUCCGCACCUGUGCCAUCCUCUGCCACAUCUACCACCACGCUCUGCACUCCCGCUGGUACCAGGCGCGAGACCUGAUGCUGAUGAGUCACCUGCAGGACAACAUCCAGCACGCCGACCCGCCCGUACAGAUUCUGUACAACAGAACCAUGGUGCAACUCGGCAUUUGCGCCUUCAGGCAGGGCAUGAUCAAAGACGCCCACAACGCGUUGCUGGACAUCCAGUCGUCCGGCCGUGCCAAGGAGCUGCUGGGUCAGGGUUUGCUCAUGAGGAACAUGCAGGAGAGGAACGCUGAGCAGGAGAAGAUUGAGAAGAGGAGACAAGUGCCCUUCCACAUGCACAUCAACCUGGAGCUGCUGGAGUGUGUGUAUCUGGUGUCGGCCAUGCUGCUGGAAAUCCCCUACAUGGCCGCACACGAGUUUGAUGCCCGCCGCAGGAUGAUCAGCAAACAGUUCCACCACCAGCUCAGGGUGGGAGAGAGACAGCCGCUUCUAGGUAUGAAACAAAGCAUGAGGGAGCACGUGGUGGCAGCCAGCAAGGCCAUGAAGAUGGGAGACUGGCGUACCUGCCACUCGUUCAUCAUCAAUGAGAAGAUGAACAGUAAAGUCUGGGACCUGUUUCCUGAGACGCAGCGAGUACGGGAGAUGCUCGUCAGGAAGAUCCAAGAGGAGUCGUUGAGGACUUACCUGUUCACGUACAGCAGUGUGUACGACUCCAUCAGGAUGGAGACCCUGUCUGAGAUGUUUGAGUUGGAGAUACCUACAGUUCACAGCAUUAUCAGCAAGAUGAUCAUCAAUGAGGAGUUAAUGGCAUCACUCGACCAGCCCACACAGACGGUGGUGAUGCACCGCACAGAGCCCACCUCCCUGCAGAACAUGGCCCUGCAGCUGGCUGAGAAACUGGGCAGCUUGGUGGAGAACAACGAACGCGUCUUUGACCUCAAACAGGGCGUCUAUGGAGGCUACUUCAACAGAGAUCAGAAAGGUGGCUACCAACAAAAGCAAUCCUACCAGAGAGAUCAAAAAGGUGGUUAUCAGCAGAAUAAGGGGGGCUACCAAGGGGGCUACCAAGGAGGCUACCAAGGGGGCCACCAAGGAGGAUACCAAGGGGGCCACCAAGGAGGCUACCAAGGGGGCCACCAAGGUGGCUACCAAGGUGGCUACCAAGGGGGCUACCAAGGGGGCUACCAGAGAGGCGGCUACAGAAAUCAAAACCAAGGCAACUACUGAGCUAGGAACCUGGAGAUUUCUCUACCGUGUCCUGAAACUAGUCUUCAUUCCAUAACAAUGACAAAAAGUAACAACUUGUGUUCCUGUGCUCUGUGAUUGGCCGCUCUCCUUAUUUGACUCCAAGCUGCUUUCUGCUGAUCCUGAAACAGCUGAAUGCUAUGGCAGUGUGUGCGCAAGCCCAUCAGCACUGUAACUGCAAGUGUGGUGUUUCAGUAAGUGAAGAGUUUUAAGGUUAUUAUUGACAAUAGAAAAUUUUGCAAUGUGACUGGCUUUCAGCAGUACAGUCAAGAAACAUGUUAAGUAUAGUUGACUUAUACUUAUCCAAUAAACGAUCAUAAACAGUG
This is a messenger RNA of Labrus bergylta (ballan wrasse), 3424 nucleotides long. NCBI's taxonomy places the organism in Eukaryota, Metazoa, Chordata, Actinopteri, Labriformes, Labridae. The record is from RefSeq and is a predicted model, not a curated record.